AUCCAACUUCCUCCCUCGCCAAAAGUCUAGUGCUCCAUGGCCGAACACUAGAUGUGGUCCGUGCUGUAACACGAGAAACAGCGAACACUCUACGUGAUGCCGGAGUCAAGAUGCGUGAAAAGGCCGAUAAGCGAAAUAUGUACCUGAUGCGAGAAGGUGUCAUAUUCCCCAACUCCCCUGCUGCCUCCACUAUUCCUCCUGUCGAGUUGGAAAAGCGCAUCAACUCUUAUAACCAACGACGUGCUCUUCUCCGCACAAAUCCCUCCCUCUUCGUCUCAAAGACCCGCCUUAGUAUUCGACAAAUACCUACGUUUGUCUCCGAACGAUCACUCAAGAGACUUGCAUUACAUGCUAUCCAACAGUUUGAUAAAGAGGUCGAAGAAGGUGACAGAGAAGGUCUGAACGCAGAUGAACUGGACGACAAUGCUCCUAUUGUCGACUCUCUGAUGGGAGGAGAAGUGAAGCUUCCUGAAAGGGAGACGAAAGACGCGAAAAGAGCAAAGACGAGACGGGGUGCCCCGGGAAGGGUCAAGCAGGCCAAGGUUAUACGAGUUGCCGAUCGUGUUGACGCGGUAACUGGAAAAGGCAAGAGUAAAGGAUACGGGUUCCUUGAACUUGAACAUCACUCCGACGCUCUCAAAGUUCUCCGAUGGGCAAACAACAAUCCUGACGUCAACCCUGUAUUCAAGGAAUGGUGGCACGAAGAACUGAACGAUACAGUGUCAGGUCUGGAGAAGAAACCCGAGAAAACUGAAGAAGAUACGAGCCGUGUAAGGCGAAUCAAGGAUCUGCUGUCCACGAUGGAAGAAAAAGAAGAUAAAGUCUCAAAGCGAACUCUAAUCGUGGAGUUUUCAAUUGAAAAUAGUUUGGUGGUAAAGAAGAGGGAAGAAAGAGGUGGACCCAGACCUGGCAAUUCCCGACCAGUCAGAGAAGGUAAUGAAUCUCAUGAAAGAAUAUCAGUACCGAGACGAAAGGGUGCCCAAAGGGACACGGACUCGGAGCAGUCAAGACCGGCAAAGAAGAGAAAAGAGCAGUUGGAUGAGGAUCACGGUAGUCUCAUCGACCGUAUCAGCGAGAAAUCCAAAUCUGUCAACCCGUUAGGAAGCAUAAUUGGGCGGAAAAGAAAGAUGAAGAAA
This is a messenger RNA of Acaulospora colombiana, 1136 nucleotides long. The record is from the annotation of a GenBank genome assembly. Lineage: Eukaryota; Fungi; Glomeromycota; Glomeromycetes; Diversisporales; Acaulosporaceae.